This is a messenger RNA of Lactuca saligna, 2321 nucleotides long. Lineage: Eukaryota; Viridiplantae; Streptophyta; Magnoliopsida; Asterales; Asteraceae. The record is from the annotation of a GenBank genome assembly.
UAUAAGACUAAUAAAACUGGAACAAUGCAACCACACUAGUCUUUAUUUAUUUGACCAAAUUAAAUUUUAAUCACAAAGAGCAAUCUGAAGAUUCUAAAGGUUUAUAUAUAAAUGUUUGGGGUUUUAAAUGAAACUUUGUCCCAAAAUUCUUUUUAAAAACUCUCAAGUCUCAACGGAGGCGGGGGUUUAUGCCUGCUUUGAUGCGAGCUUCUAUCGGAGGGUGUCUAGUUUUGACAGAUUUCGCUCCUAUAAUAGAAAUGAUUUCCAGAAUGCUGUCCCAAGUUUCGAUGUUUAAGAGUUGCAGUCCAGGUGUUCGAUGUUUUGUCUGAGUGAACAAGUGGCUGUGAAACUUGUAUCGAGUAAUCAAGUUUUUCUUAUAUACAUUCAAGAGCUCCAAUAAAGCUUAAAUUGGUAACCUACACGAAUGUUAUGCCACCUCGAAGCAUCAUAAAUUAGUAAAUAUGUGGUCACGUUGCAAGAACCCUCUUCAUUAUUUGGAGGCUUUACAAAAGUGCUCAAAAUCGCCAUGGAUUCUCCAGAUUUCAAGAUUUUCAGAUACCCCUUUCAAAAAACCAAAGCUUGCACCCCUACAGGAGCGUAGAAUGAUAGACUGUCGCCGGCUGUGGGCCAAAGGAGGAGAUGGCGGCAAUGGUUGCUUUAGCUUCCACCGGAGCCGCCAUGACCGCCGUGGCAGACCUGAUGGUGGCAAUGGUGGAAGAGGUGGAGAUGUGAUACUAGAAUGUUCACCAACAAUAUGGGAUUUAAGCAGCCUACAACAUCACAUUAAUGCAAAAAAAGGAGGACAUGGAGCUUCAAAAAACAUGAUAGGAAGCCGAGGAGACGACAAGGUUGUUCUAGUACCUGUUGGCACUGUACUUCAUCUUGUUGAAGGUGAGAUGCCAUCUGUAGUUCAAAAAGUACAAUCUACACCUUUGAACCCUUGGGAGAUUCCCGAUAAUACCCUCGAGUCUACCCAACAUGCCACAUGUCAUCAAUCCAAUGGAAGUUCCAUUGAGAUAGUAAAACCAAAGGAUUCAGAAAGCUUCAGUUUUUGGAAUCAAGAAACUAUCAACAUAUGGGAAGCUCGAGUUACCAACAAUGGUGGAUCUGAAGAAGAAGAAGAAGAAGAAGAAGAAGAAGAAGAAGAAGAACAUAUUGAGUACAACGUUGCUGAGUUGACCGAACCCGGUCAACGCAUAAUCAUUGCUCAUGGUGGAAUUGGUGGUUUAGGCAAUAUCUCUCUCUCAAAGCCUUUUAAAAAUUCCAAGAAAGAUGAAAAAGUCAACAACUUUGACUCUCAAGAAACCGAAAACGAAAACAACCCGUCACACACAAACGGGUCGCCCGGGUCCGAAUCCGUUUUAAUACUCGAACUCAAAAGCAUUGCUGACGUGGGUCUUGUGGGGAUGCCAAACGCGGGUAAAAGUACGCUUUUAGGAGCUUUAUCAAAAGCCCAACCGAAAAUAGGGCAUUACGCGUUCACAACUUUGAGACCUAAUUUAGGAAAUUUAACAUACGAUGAUUUGUCAAUCACUGUGGCUGAUAUUCCCGGACUUAUAAAAGGGGCCCACGAAAACCGUGGACUCGGGCAUGCUUUUUUGAGGCAUAUAGAACGGACUAGGGUUCUUGCUUAUGUUCUUGACUUAAGUGCGGGGUUAGAUGGUAGAAAAGGGGUCCCACCAUGGGAGCAAUUGAGGGAUUUGAUAAUGGAGCUUGAGUUUUAUCAUGAGGGUUUGUCGGGUCGACCCGCAUUGAUUGUGGCUAAUAAGAUUGAUGAGAUUGGGGCUGAUCAAGUGUAUGAUGAGUUGAGGAGAAGGGUGAAUGGUGUGAAGAUGUUUCCGGUUUGUGCUGUUCUUGAAGAAGGUGUUGGAGAGUUGAAAGAUGGGCUUAGGAUGCUUGUGAGUGGUGAGGAGUUGAGUGGAGUGACAUUGGAUGAGAUUGAUGUUGACUAGAAUGUGGGCCCUAUCCUGUCAUGUUACAUGACAUGUCACUGAUAAUGAGUUAACUUAUGCCAAGUCAUCAAGAAUCAUAGCUUAAUUUUGUUGUUAAACAUAUUUGCAACUAAGUUGAGUGACCCAACAACUAAGUUCUCUCACAUAUGAAAAGAAAAAGAAGUGAAUGUCCUCUUUAUGCUGUCAUAGAAAAUAACCAUAUGAAACUUGUGUGGUGAAGUUAUGGCCCUCAAAAUCCACUUCUGAGAACAAUUUGCAUUUCAAUCCAUAUGGUUUUACUUGACAGAUUAUGGAUGACAUAUCUGUCAUAAUUUUUAUAUUUUUUUCGGUUGUAUAGUUGAACAAACAAAUUUAUUGAUUGUAUACUUC